CCCCCGGCUCAAGCGGGGCGGGGUCGGCGCGCGCCACCGGCGCGGCCUCGCCUGGGCUGCCCGCCCGCACCUGGGAAGCGGCCGCGCCACCCAGGACGAGCGGUGGGAGUGCGGGAGUCGGGGGGCGCCGCGGCCGCGUGUGCAGGUGUGGACGCUUGCGCCCUCGCACAACGCCGGCCCAGGAAGAGCCGAGUGAGAAGUGGCCCGGGCAUGGGUCGAGCCUGUCCGGGCCAUCCUGACUCACCCCCGCACUCGCGGCCUAGCCAGAAUCCGGGGAGGUGCAGGGCCUGGACCCACCCCUGGGGGCGCCCUGCUAGGUCGCCUUGAACUCGGGGGGACGAGGUGGCCAGGGCGAGGUCAGGUGUCCGUGGGGUGCAGGCAAAGCAAAAGGCCUGUUGUCCGGUGCCUAAGUCCCUAGGCUGGGAUGGAUGGACAGGACGCCCUGCCUAGGCUGCUGCUUACUCCCUGGGGUGCACCCACAAAACUACAGCUCACCGACUUCUAGCGCGUGAGCCCCAUCCGAACCGAUACUCCGACCUCUACACCUCUUAAUGACCGGGUGGCCUUCCUGUGGCGAACCUCCUGCCCCAACUCGACCGGUCUGUACUUGGCGCAGGGUCUCCCCGCCUUGUGUAUUUGUCGCAGAUCCUUCCCUCAGAAUCCCCCUGCCGGCACUUAGAAACUAAACCUGCUGCCCAGGUGGGAAAGAUCCGCGAUCAGGAAGUCCCUGGCUGGGGAGCAUGGAGGCUUUGACUGGCUGGCCAGAGGUCAGAGGUCAGCGGCAGAGAAGCGGAUUCCUGUUGAGUCAUUGGCCUGGGUGGGAAAAGCCCCUCCCUCAAGGCUGGCGUUGGCUAGGCCAGGUGGGGUUCCUGGGUACUGGGGAGUGGGCAUCACCUGGUUCUGACCCACCGGUGGAAAGAGGUCAAGGAAUAAGGUCAUCGAGUUCACGGGCAUCUGUGAAGCCAAGCUAGGCCCCCUGCCGUGGUCACUCAGGACCAGUGCCCCUUCCUGACCAGUCCCUGUCUGAGAAGCCUCCUUACUCUCCAUGGGAUUCCCUCACUCCACAUUGGAACGGGACAGUAUUCCUCUAGUGUGUCCCCCUAGCUUAGGAAGUGCUCCCCUCAAAUGCAGUCAGCAGGAGAGUGCCCUCAAACCCUGCAUGGUCAGGACAUCCUGCACAGCCGUAGCCCCACUACUGUGGGUAGAUGCUGUGUGACACCCCACAUCACACUGGGCAGACCCAGGUCCAGUCUGACAGACUUGCACCUUAUACCCCCAUGUGCAGCUUCAGCCUGGACCUGGUGCAGCAGGGAGGGUGCAGCCACCCCGUAUGUACCCGUGUGUGGUAGAGGACAGUGCCCCAUGAAGGGAUUUCAGAACAGCUUUUUUUCAGGCAGUGGCACCGCCUCUGUUGGACGUGGACUGCAUGCCACACGGGAGUGUCCUCCAUCUCCAUGUCACAUUCAGUUAGCCUGUCUCUCCCAGAAAAGACUGGAGAGAUUUCCCAUAUCAUAUACAACAGUCUUGACCCCCAGCAUUCUCAGGCAACUGUCGUCAGCCAGCCCGGGACCUCAUGAAGUCAGCAUUGCCCAACUGCACCUUGGGGAGCAGGGGUCUUAUCUGGUACAACACUUAUCCCAGCCAGGACUACAUCUGGGAACCUGUGAGCUGAGACAGGAUCAGAACCCCACCUCAUCCCAGCCUGAGGAGCAGCAGGGGUGGGGUGAGCAAUGCCUGGGCUCUCCUUGCAGGGUAGGAGGAAAACAUGUAUCCAGUUAGUACAGGGGUCACAGGUAGCUGGGCUCUGGGAUUUCAGUAGCGCCCCCCCAUCCCCGUGGCAGGGGUCACAGGUAGCUGGGCUCUGGGAUUUCAGUAGCGCCCCCCCCAUCCCCGUGGCUUGGGGCCAAUGAGGACUUUCCCUCUACGGAGGCCCUUCUCAGGCAGGUGGGCUGGAGCAGACCACCCAGGAGGAGGAUGUCGGUGGGAAGUUGGGGUGAGGGGGAGAGGUGUGCUUGGAGCCCAGGGUGAGCUCUGACUUUGUCCAGAGUGCAGAGGGGAGCAGGCUGAUGACCAGAAACUUGGAAAGACCCCAGUGGGCUGGGAACCUCGUGAGACAGGAUUGUAAGUUCACAGAGUUCUGAGGAAGCUGCAGCCUGGAUCUUCAAGGGUGUGACGUACAGCCUGCAGGGAGGGGCCACACCCGAGGUUAUGGCCCAGAGGUAUCUAGAAUGGCUCAGUAGCCCGAGAGAGGUCUAGGGUGGGCCAAAGGGAAGGGGACAUUGCUGACAGGAAUAAAGGGCAGAGGUCAGGGUUCAGAGGACUGUGAGGUCAGUGAAUGGGUUGUGGGGCUCAGUGUGUGAGACCCCAGAGAAUAGUUGCAGGUGUGACCAGGGGCUGUGGGUGGGUUCAGCGCCACAUCCUCUGACAGCAGUGACAAGUUCUGUGUACCAAGCUCACCUUGGGCCUAUCAUAGCAUGCAGGUCAACCCUUACAGCUGCAGUUUACAGUGGAGGCUCCUGGCCCCAAAAUGGCCCGUCGCUCUCAGAGCUCAUCACAGGGGGACAACCCCCUGGCACCUGGGUACCUGCCACCUCACUAUAAAGAGUACUACCGCCUGGCGGUGGAUGCACUGGCUGAGGGGGGGCCAGAGGCCUACAGCCGCUUCCUGGUAUCUGAGGGGGCACCUGCCUUCCUGUGCCCUGAGGAGCUGGAGCAUGUGAGCCACCACCUGCGACCCCCACAGCAUGUUGCCCAAGAACCCCCCGAAGGCAGCCCUCCCACUGCAGACAUGGAUGGCUCCUCAGGCACCUACUGGCCUGUGAACUCAGACCAGGCAGUGCCUGAGCUGGACCUGGGCUGGCCCUUGACCUUCGGCUUCCAGGGCACUGAGGUCACCACACUGGUGCAGCCACCACCACCUGACAGCCCCAGCAUCAAGGAGGAGGCUCGAAGGAUGAUCCGCUCUGCUCAACAGGUGGUGGCUGUGGUGAUGGACAUGUUCACGGAUGUAGACCUGCUCAGUGAAGUGCUGGAGGCUGCUGCGCGUCGCGUCCCAGUCUAUAUCCUCCUGGAUGAGAUGAACGCGCAGCAUUUCCUAGACAUGGCCGACAAGUGCCGUGUCAACCUGCACCAUGUGGAUUUCCUGCGCGUGCGCACUGUGGCAGGCCCCACCUACUACUGCCGCACUGGGAAGUCCUUCAAGGGACACGUGAAAGAGAAGUUCCUGCUGGUGGACUGUGCCGUGGUGAUGAGUGGGAGCUACAGCUUCAUGUGGUCCUUCGAGAAAAUCCACCGCAGCCUGGCGCACGUGUUCCAGGGGGAGCUGGUCUCCAGCUUCGAUGAAGAGUUCCGCAUCCUCUUUGCACAGUCUGAGCCAUUGGUGCCCUCGGCGGGAGCGCUGGCCCACAUGGACGCCUACGCCCUGGCUCCGUACACCGGCACCGGGCACCACAUGGGCGGCCAGGUGACCGGGGUGCCAACCCCUUUUUCCUUCCCCAAACGAGCGCACCUCCUAUUCCCACCACCGCGAGAAGAGGGCCUGGGCUUCCCUUCCUUCCUUGACCCCGACCGCCAUUUCCUGUCUACCUUACGCCGGGAGGAUCCCCUGCGGAUGCCAGGGGGUGCCCUGGAGCCGGCGGGGCUGCGGCAGUUGUCGCGGCGGCUGGACGCCGAGGCCGGCCCAAGUGGGGAGCUCGCGGGCACGCGGGGCUUCUUCCAGGCGCGGCAUCUGGAGAUGGACUCCUUCAAGCGGCAUAGCUACGCGGCGGCUGAUGGCGUGGGCGCCAUGGAGAAUUUCGCGGCUGCGCGGCAGGUGUCCCGGCAGACGUUUCUCAGCCACGGUGACGACUUGCGCUUCCAAACCAGCCACUUCCACCGCGACCAGCUCUACCAGCAGCAUUACCAGUGGGACCCGCAGCUCGCGCCGGCACGCCCGCAGGGUCUGUUCGAGAAGCUGCGCGCCAGCCGCCCGGGCUUUGCGGAACCCGACGACUUUGGGAUGGGUGCUGGGCCACGGUUCCCUGAACUCGGCGCAGACGGACACCAGAGGCUGGAAUACGUGCCGUCCACUGCAUCGCGUGAAGUGCGCCAUGGCUCGGACCCCGCCUUCGGUCCUGGACCCCGCGGACUGGAACCCAGCGGGGCUCCACGCCCCAACCUGGGCCAGCGUUUCCCUUGCCAGGCGGCGGCGCGACAGGGCCCAGAGACCGCGCCCGAGGCGGAGCCAGAGCGGAGGGGCGGCCCCGAGGGGCGGGCUGGGUUGCGGCAUUGGCGUCUGGCUUCCUACUUGAGUGGCUGCCAUGGCGAGGACGCGGGGGAUGAGGGUCUACCCGCGCCUAUGGAGGCCGAGGCCUACGAAGACGACGUACUGGUUGCCGGGGGCCGCGUGGCCCCAGGGGAUCUACUUCCCUCGGCUUUCCGCCUGCCUGCGCCCUCCCCGGCCAAGGGCCCAGCGCCUGGCACUGGCGGCGGUGGCGGGGAGGGCCUCGAGCGCCAAAGCGCGGAGGAGGCUGGCCUGGCCAAGCAGGACUCUUUCCGCUCGCGCCUGAACCCGCUGAUCCAGCGCAGCUCACGGCUGCGCUCCUCGCUUAUCUUCAGCGCUUCGCAGGCUGAGGGCGGGGGCGGGGCCACAGCGGCAGCCACCGAGAAGGUGCAACUGGUGCAUAGGGAGCAGGCAGUCAAUGAAACCCUGGGCCCCAGCGGCGAGACCACGCGCUCCGCCACCUCCGCCAAGGUGGCCGAGCUCCUGGAAAAGUACAAAGGCCCGGCGCGUGAUCCUGGUGGCGCGGGAGGCGCAGUCACUGUCUCUAGCCAGAGCAAGGCUGUCGUGUCCCAGGCGUGGCGGGAGGAGGUGGUGGCGCCAGGCGACGGGGGGAGCGACCGCCGGAGCCUAGAGAGCUGCCUGCUGGACUUGCGAGACUCCUUCGCACAGCGGCUGCACCAGGAGGCUGAGCGGCAGCCGGGAGCCGCCUCCCUCACCGCCACUCAGCUGCUCGACACCCUGGGCCGCGGUGGCGCCGACAGGCUGCCCUCCCGCUUCCAGUUGCCCCAGGGCCGCACCUCCUCCCCGCAAGGGCGAGACAGCCUCCCACAGGAAGGUCUCGGGCUGCACCCAGCGCCCCUCCCCGAGCCAAAAGGGAGCCCCACGCCUGGGUUUCCCACUCGCAGAGGCAGUCCAACCGCCGGAUUCACUGAGCAGAAGGGGAGCCCCACCUCAGCCUAUCCAGACCCCAAGGGAAGCCCCACUGGGGCCUAUCCCGAGCGCAGGGGCAGCCCGGUGCCUCCCGUGCCCGAGCGCAGGGGCAGCCCGGUGCCCCCCGUGCCCGAGCGCAGGGGCAGCCUCACCCUUACCUUCUCCGGGGAGUCUCCAAAGACUGGGUCCGCGGAGGAAGCGGUUGGCGGCCCCAUGGAGGUCCUGCGCAAGGGCUCCCUGCGCCUUCGGCAGCUUCUGAGCCCCAAGGGUGAGCGGCGCCCAGAGGAUGAGGGUGGCUUUCCAGCGCCGCAGGAAAAUGGGCAGCCCGAGAGUCCCCGUCGGCCAUCGUUGGGUCGCGGUGACAGCUCGGAGGCUGUCAUUGGAGAGGAGCGGGUCCCGCGGCCGCGCAUAGCCUCAGCGACAGCCAAUGCCUUGUACAGUAGCAAUCUGCGGGAUGACACGAAAGCUAUUCUGGAGCAGAUCAGCGCCCAUGGCCAGAAGCACCGUGGAGUCCCCGCCCCAGCCCCUGCCCCUGUCCCGGUCCACAGCAGCCCUGAGCUAAGCCACCCACCAGCUGCCGGCGGCCUAGCCCCUGACAUGUCCGACAAGGACAAAUGUUCAGCUAUCUUUCGCUCGGACAGCCUGGGGACACAAGGUCGGCUGAGCCGCACGCUGCCAGCAAGCAUGGAGGAGCGCGACCGGUUGCUGCGCCGCAUGGAGAGCAUGCGCAAGGAGAAGCGGGUCUACAGCCGCUUUGAGGUCUUCUGCAAAAAGGAGGAGGCCGGCGGCCUCGGGGCAGGGGAGGGCCCAGCUGAGGAGGACACCAGGGACAGCAAGAUGGGCAAAUUCAUGCCCAAGAUCCUUGGUACUUUCAAAAGCAAAAAGUGAAUCUCCUAGCCCACCAGGCCAGGGCCACAGGGCCACCAUCAGGCAGAGCCCCUGGUCCUCACACUAAAGCAGUUUGGAACCUGGCUGAGCACGGCCAGAGCUCAGCUUCACUGGGGCUCACCCGCUGGAUGCUCUGCCUUUCACUCAUCCUCUGCUCUUGGGGUUCCAGCCCCAGCUCUCCCCGUGCCUUACUCGCCCAGCUCCAGCCUCUGGGGCCUCAGCCUCCCCUUUGCCCAUCUGCCUCCACCAAGUCUGGGCUUCAGGCCCCCUUUGGGCCUGCAAUCGCCUCAGCCCCCAUUUUCCGGGGCCCCCCUCUGUGCCUCAGCCCCCCAUCUUCCGGGGCUUCUGUCUCAGGGCCUCUUUGUCUCAGGGUUCCCUCUGCUCAGGCUUCCUGGCUAUUUUGCUUUUUGCUCUGCUGCCCCUUUGCCGUCUCCCGUCAGCCCUGCCCUCUUUCUGGGCCUUCCUUCUCCUCACCCGUUGUCUCUGUCUCCGGUGGUUGUGAUCCCACUUCCUCCCCUACUUGGAUUCCUCCUUGCAGCCACCUUGGCACCCUUCUCGGUGGCCCAUCCCUUGGCGGCAGGGUGGUGGGCUGGUUGCAGACAGCUUGUGAGGGAGAAGUGGGGCGGGACCAGAGGGUGUGCCACGCACAGGAAGCGGACCUAGCCACGCCCCCAGGAAAGCUCUGACCAGUGAGAGCAGCAGGUUUGCAGCGCAGUGGAGCCAGGUCUGAAUGGAUGGUGCUCUGGAGGGGUCCACCCUGACACACAUGUCCACAAGCGCCAUCCUCAGCCACUCCGGAAGGGGGCUGGAUGUGGAGGGCUUAUGCUUGAACAGGUGAGGGCCAAGGCACCUCAGCCCCAGCCUGCUGCUUUGAGGGGUGCUGGCGCCCUGGGGUGGGAACUGUCCUUGCACUACAGAUCGAGCAGACCUCAGCUGCACCCUGUGCAGGACCCUUACCUCUGUCACCAGCCUACACAAUCUGUCCACAGUUCCCUGCUUACCUUUUUUUGUCUUUUUCACCUCCAGAGAGUAAUCUUGAUCUGGCAAGUCCCCCACUGCAGGUGCUAUCGUGAAAUUAGUGUUUGCUAUUUCUUUUCAAGUUUUUUUUUUAAGUAUAAAGAAUCCAGGUGCCCAGAUUGGGGAGGGAUUUAAGAAAUAAGGCUACUGAGCAAAAGCAGCAGUCCUGACUGCAUAGCUGGAGAAGGGAGGGCGGUGGGGCUGGGGACACUUUUGCUCCUGGACAGCUCACAGGCUGGUUACCAAAUCCACCUCCCAGGUAAGGGUGACAGCAGGGCUUUUGUUCAGGUGGAAAGAGUCACUGGGGAGCAUAUCUUGGCCUGGUUAUGCUUGCCAGCAAGUUUGUCUCCCUGCAGCCCAAUGUGACACCAUUGCUGUGGGGAGCCCUCCAAGCCACCUGUCUGGAUCCUCCACAUUGUGCUGAAUAAGACAUCUCCUCAAAUGUGACUCGGCGCGCUUCAGCGUUAACAAUAAAACAAUGUGCAAGAUA
Messenger RNA from Manis javanica (Malayan pangolin), 7586 nucleotides. RefSeq names its product family with sequence similarity 83 member H (gene SACK1H). Gene Ontology annotation, biological process: protein localization to cytoskeleton; signal transduction; intermediate filament cytoskeleton organization. The record is from RefSeq and is a predicted model, not a curated record. Gene Ontology annotation, cellular component: keratin filament. Lineage: Eukaryota; Metazoa; Chordata; Mammalia; Pholidota; Manidae. Gene Ontology annotation, molecular function: keratin filament binding; protein kinase binding.